Molecule: messenger RNA, 1454 nt
Organism: Manduca sexta (tobacco hornworm)
Lineage: Eukaryota; Metazoa; Arthropoda; Insecta; Lepidoptera; Sphingidae
Product: modular serine protease-like
Exons: 6
Coding region: 408-1394 (328 amino acids)
Biological process (GO): proteolysis
Molecular function (GO): serine-type endopeptidase activity
Source: RefSeq, a predicted model, not a curated record
GCUUCUUUUUCGUAUUAUUAACCAUUACAUAUAGAAUAAUGUACAAAAUCAAGCAUAGGCCGGUCCCCUAUUAUUAGACAGGAGAUAAUAUAGCAGGAUACUUUAGAUGUCCCGAGAUUAGAGGCAGUAAUUCUACAGUCUGGCUACAAUAUCCUUCUAAACAGAAUACAGCGCUGGCACAAUGUUGGCGAUAGAGGAGAUAUUUUGGUCAGACAGUCGAAAUCCUCAUACGAUACCUAUUGCAAUGACUCAAGCACUGUACUUUUAAUGCAUGGCAUACGUCGGCAAUUGGUAAUAAUAAUACUUAUGUCAUAUACUCAUGUUUGGCGUUUAAGUUGAUUCAGUCCAGCGUGGUUGGUAGCUCGGUGCUCUCUUCACAAACCAAACGUGCGCAUUAGGUAAUCGACAUGAGACGUCUACAAUUAUUACUCGUCCUGUAUUUAUGUGCUGGCAAAUACGCAGGUUCUCAGCUUAAAAUUAUACCAAGGAUAAGUAAUGGUUAUGCUAUAAAUUCGGGCAUGGCGCCGUGGCACGCGGGGCUGUACUUGAAGACCAAGAAUCCGUACAAGCAGAUAUGCGGCGGCACCGUGAUCACCAAGAACGUCGUCGUGACAGCCGCACAUUGUAUCAUGACGGACCCUGUUGAUGGUAUGCCCCCUGCGUCGCAAUUCGCAGUAGCGGCUGGCAAUGUAUAUCGCGAGUGGAACCAUACUGACGAUGUCGAUGCUCAACGAUCAGACGUGAGUGAAAUAAAGAUUCCACCUCGUUACCAAGGUUUCUUGGCCAAUUUCCAAGACGACAUCGCCCUUCUGAUACUCGUUAAUGAGUUUAGAUACAAUGAGUACGUGCAGGCGGCCUGUAUAAAUUUUUCUGCUGAUUUCGACGAAGAGCAACUCGAGGAAGGAAAGUUUGGAAAGGUGGUGGGUUGGGGUCUGACGAACGCGAACUCUGGGAAUUCUCGGGUGCUCCGAGCGGCCACAUUCCCGUGCGUCAAUAUCAACAAGUGCAUAGCACAGAGCCCUUUGAGCUUCAAGAGCUCCAUCACCGGAGACAAGAUCUGCGCCGGGUAUACCAACGGCACUGCUGUUUGUCGCGGCGAUAGCGGCGGCGGACUCGUCUUCCCCUCCGAGGUUAACGGGAUCGUGCGGUUCUUCCUUCGAGGCAUCGUCUCCACGGCCUUCGCUACAGAGAACAUGUGUAACAUCUACACCUGGGCCACCUUCACCCACCUGCUCCGACACGAGCACUUCGUGAAGGCCUACGUGCCUGACGUGGAAGAGUUUUGCGCACCACCAUCUGACAACGCCCAGAUCACGAUCCAGUCACGUUUCAGCGGACCAGAUCGGCGUCCAAAGAACAAUAAAUGUCCUUGUACAUGCCCAAACACAGAGUAAUUUUUCGUAGUGUGUGUACAACUGGUUUAUGUUAUUAAAGGCUAACGUUUUGUGGGAUUA